GCAGGCUAUCGCGCAGGAGUCGACUUUACCAGCCGUAUCGUUCGCGAACGACACACCACGAUCACCUAGUCUGGGUGUGUCCCGCCAAGGGAGCAGGUAGUGCUGCAUUUUGGGCUGAGCUCGGAGGACGAUGUCGCUGGUUGCCUUUCUGCUCUGCUUCUUGGGAUGUUGCGCGGCGCAGGACAUUUUGCCGCCAGGCCCAGUGGACGCCAUCGUGGGUAGGAACGUGACGCUAGGAACCCUGCUGGACCGGCCCGCGUACUCCUUAAUCAUCUGGAACUUCAACAACGGGCGCGAGCAGUUUAACGUCGCCACCUUGAGCCGUUCCGCUCUCAACGUGAACCAACACUACCAAGGCCGCGCGGAGGUGGACAAGCAAAACGGCUCCCUGCACCUGAGCGCGAUCACGACGGCCGACAGCGGGGACUACAGCGUCACCAUCCUGACCGAGGAUCUCCAGACGCAGACAGACGACAUCGAGCUGCGCGUCCUCGAGCGUGUGUCCAGCGUGGUCAUCAGCUCCAACCUCCAGGAGGCGGUGGAGCACAACAGCACGUUGGUCCUGACCUGCGCCGCCAAAGGCUCCUUCCUCAAGUUCUCCUGGCUCAACAAGACCGCGCGCAUCGCGGCCGACGGCAAGCGCCUGCUGAUCAAAGACAGUGACGCGUCCAGCCAGCUGACCAUCAAUGACGUUCUCCGCACCGACCUGGUGGGCCCCAUCUACUGCGUGGCUGCUAACAAGCUGGAGACGGAGAAGAGCGCCCCCUUUGACCUCAUUGUCCACUACGGCCCAGACGAGAUCACCCUCUUGCCGAAAGACGUGCCACAGUUCGUACGAGCCGGCUCCGACUUUAACCUGACGUGUGCGACGCGGUCCAGCCCUCCCGCCACCUUCACGUGGUACCAGAACCAGACCGCGAUGGAGUUCGGGGAGCCCGUCAUGCCGCUAAAGAUCGUGCAGAAGCACCCGCAGUGGCAGCGCAUGUCCACGUACACGUGCAGAGCCACCAACGCCAAGACGCGGCGCCAGGUCACCUCCCGCGCCGUUUCCUUCGCCGUGAUGGAGCCCCUGUCGGGCGUGAAGAUGAGCGGUCCGAGUGCCGUGCUCAUGGCGGGAAACGGCACAGCCAACCUGAGUUGCCAGGUGACGAAGGGCGCAGUGACGAGUGGGACGUGGCAGAAGGACGGGAAGCCGCUGGUGGCUGGCGGGCGUGUGACGCUGGCGGCCGACGGCAGCUGGGUGAGCAUCUCGCCGCUGCAGAAGGAGGACAACGGCGAGUACGAGUGUCGGCUCGCCAACGCAGUCAGCGUCCAGACGGCUUCGUACAAGAUGGUGGUCAACUUCGGGCCCGAGGCGGUGAUGGUGAGCGGUGAGAAUGCGGUGGAGGUGCGAGAUGCCGUGAAGCUUGUGUGCUCGGCUUCCUCCGUCCCCGCCCCCAGCUUCACGUGGAAGUUCAACGGCACGCUGACCGACGUCAAAGCGGCCACGUACGUCAUCGGCGAGGCCGUGUACAAGAACACGGGAGCGUACAUGUGCCAGGCGUACAACGCCGUCACAGGAAAGACCGCCACGUACACGCACAACCUGUCCGUCAAAGAGGAGGGCGCGCUGGACGAAGGCCUGUCGGACGGCGCCAUCGCCGGAAUCGUCAUCGGCAUCCUGGCCGCUUUGGGCGUGGCCAUCGCCGUCAUCAUGUACUGCAGACAGAAAGUUCCGGUGGAGUCGCCAUACUAGUGAGCUCGAUGGUGCGGGAGGUACCGGGCCAAACAACCCAAAUCCCCCCCCCCCCCCCCACGCCACCCCGCCAACGCCAUUCCCAUCCCCCCACCCGGGAUCCAGCUGGUUUCCUAGGAAAACAUCAGACUCGACUGAACCGCGGAUCUCGAACUCAGCUUCACGGCUGAACUCUUCUUGGCUGUCAAUCAUCUUGAUCUUUGUCUGUGCCUUCAUCACCUGACCGCUCGUAGGCCCCGCCCACCACUCCCCCUGAGGGAAACUGCAAACAUGUCAAGACGCCGGGAAGGAAGUCCAAUCCACUGUCGCCAUGAUGGAAACCCAAGGACACACAAUCACACACACACACACACACACACACACUCAGUGAUACCGUGGUGGGCGGAGUCUAAGCAGAAUGAAUUUGAAAUAUUUGUAUGCUCUUGUCGUUAAAGAGGUUAUCGUUAGUGAAUGAUAACAAUAAAAGUUCUAUCAAGGUCGUCGCCACAACGAGCUCACCUCUUUCCUGUCCUCCCACUUGGCGCCUGCGGGGGCAGCAGUGAGCGAGAUGAGACGUUGCUAAGGUGACCCGCAGCCGGUGUUUGUUUUGAAAGGGGAGUGGGGGGCGGGGGGUGAGGGGUGGGGUUCGUGCUCAGUGGGGAUGUUUCAGGACAAGACCGGACUCGCUGUGGGCGGCGACAUGCUUUGACUUUCGGAGGGAGAAAACCUGGCAACAUAUUUGACGUUUUACUUUUAUGAAGAUGUGAUUUGCUUCGUCAGCAGGCUUCAAAUUGUGCGUGCGUGCGCGUGUGCGUGUGUUAUAUCAGACCUGUACGUGCACUGAUCUCCAGUGGGAAAGUAUUUAUUGUUUACAAACUGGAGCUGAAGAUCGUGUUUACUGUCUUUGCGUAAUAAAGAGGUCACGUGAUUUGGAAACGCGCGCUCAUCAAAACCGGGAAAUGACUCCAUCGGGAUGUUCCUCGUGCACACCUUGCUACUUUGUGAUGACUUCCUGUUGCAACAUUGGGAUUAAUAAAAGUCGAAA
Messenger RNA from Doryrhamphus excisus (bluestripe pipefish), 2759 nucleotides. Its product is annotated as cell adhesion molecule CEACAM20. Lineage: Eukaryota; Metazoa; Chordata; Actinopteri; Syngnathiformes; Syngnathidae. The record is from RefSeq and is a predicted model, not a curated record.